This is a messenger RNA of Lymnaea stagnalis (great pond snail), 9746 nucleotides long. Lineage: Eukaryota; Metazoa; Mollusca; Gastropoda; Lymnaeidae. The record is from the annotation of a GenBank genome assembly.
UCCCCCUGUUGACAAACAUGGCCGAUUUUUGUAAACAAUUUUUUUUAUACCAUCACUAAGGUACAAUAACGCUGCUAAAAUGCCUUUAGGAAUUGACAGAACAAAGUUUUAUGCCAAUAAAUCAAGGGAGCUAGAAGUUUCAUCACUAGUAGGUGUAAAUUUAUUAUUAAAUAUUUAGUAUUUCAUUACUUACUGUCAGUGUCACUUACUGAUUUGAUAAGUAAAAUAAGUAUAGAGUAGUCUUAGACUAGAGACAGUAUUAUUUCAGUAUUGUAUAAGUUACGUAUAAUGAUUAUAAUUUAUAAUCAGUAGUAAAUUAGUAUGUAAUAAAUUAAGGAAGGAAUUUUUUGAUUGAUUGAUUGAUUGAUAUGAUAUUUAUUUAAUUUAUAUCGAACUGGUAUCCAUGCCACUUUAGCAUGCUAACUGCGCUCUGGUCUUCUGAAAUCUAUUUAAACAAAAAAGUUUAUAUUUUUUUCUUAAAUGAAGUUUUAUCAUUUAAAAUUCCCCUCAAAGAUUGAGGCAAACUCGUCCAUAAUUUUGGCGCUAUCGCUUCAAAAGAGCGCACUCCUUAAGACUUUUUUAUGUGUUCAUCCACACUAGGAACACUCAGUAAGUAUUGUGAUGAAGACUGCAGGCUCUUCAAGGGUACAUGUUUAUAAAUCAGUUCCUUGAGAUAUUCCGGUGCUGAGCCAUCUAUGCUGCUAUACUAUUUGACUCAGUAUCUCAAGAAGUCAAGAAGACAUUAAUAAAACGAAAUCCAUACUUUUUUUAACAGCGAAAAGAUGAGCGCAUAGCUUCCCUUGAGACAGAAAACGCUAUGCUUUACUUGAAACUGGCACAACUGAGGGGUGAAGUUGCUGCAGCAAAAAGAGAAGCAUCUGAAUCAUUUUCUGACCUAGAAAGUGGUGACAGAUUUAAAACAUAUGUUCUCCAGAAGGCUGUUAAACUGCAUAAGGAUGCACAAGUAGGAUACUUUUACUUACUGUUAUUGUUAUUUUUUAAAAUCACAGAAAUAGUCAAACUCUAACUAAGAGUGCUUUUUUUCUAGGAGAACUCAUGGUAAGGGUAUUUCAGAGCCUAAUUCACGAUGUAACCUUAUUUUUAAGCAAAUCAGCAGUAAAAACGACAAGUAUUAUGGAGUUUGUGACACUCAAGAGUGAGGCAACACACAUAAAGUGUGGAAGAUACAGCACACUGUUACAAGAAACAAAAUCCCAAUAUAUUACCUGCAUGUUCUUAGUUUAUUUUAACUUUGAUUGUGAAUUUUUUUGUGGUUGUGCUAUUGAUAAUGAUGGAUAUGUCAAAUGUAUGCAUUUUCAUUUGAAAUCUCUCAUCAUGUGGUUAAAAUAUUUUUUUUUGUGUGUGUUCUGUUUGUGGUUUUUGUUUUCUCAUUCAGCUCAGCAGUGAGUGGUGGUUUUAGUUUUUAAAUAUAUCAUUGCAUCUACACAAAAGCCAAGUAUUAAAAAUACCUUAUUUGCUGAACAAUAACGACCACUAAGAGAAUUUCAUACCACUUUUUUUUUUAAAUGUUAUAUUCAUGGUGGCGAAGUAGGUUUCUCAGUGUGUAAAUUGUUGUAAAUUAAAAGGUAAAUAUGGAGAAGAGGGUGGGCACACAGCUUUCUUAACAAUGGAUUAAUUAUAAUUAUAAGAUUGCGUUUUACUUUUAUGAUACAGUAAAAACCGGUCAUGUCGAUUGCCUCGGGGUUUGCUAAAAAACGUCGAGAUAACCGAUGAUCAAGAUAACCGAAAACCAAUAUGGCGGCAGUAUAUUAAAAUGUGCUUGAAAUUUCUUUAUGUACAUAAUGUGUGUUAAUAAAUGCCGGAACUUCAGUAAAAAAAAAAUAAUAAUAAUUUUUUAAAUAUUACAGUUAUUUAGGGCAAAUUUCAAAUUUAAAAAAUUAAACCAGAAUCAACAUUUUAACUUUUGUAAUUUUUGAGCUACAAAUUUUUUAAGUGCGAGUUCUUUUGGUAUUUUCUACUAUGGACGAAGUCUCCACAUUUUGUGACCUCAUUCUGCAUAUCCUGUCGUGUGCAAUAACUAUAACCCAGGAGAAAAUGCUAAGACAAAUAGAGAGUUUGGCGGUUCCACUUCAAGAAAGUCGACAGAACAGGGUUGGCGAGUUAAUCGAGGUCGACUGUAAUAGGAAACAAGGAAACAAGAAGCAACUUCUCAUAGGAAAGAUUUUUUAUCAUCCAAAAAUGUGUUUAAAAAAACAGGAAUAUGGAGAGACCUGCAAAAGCGAAAAGAGGCAUUAUUAACUCACUGACUUGUUUCAAUAAAAUUUUAAUAAGAAACAAAUCUUAAAAAUGAAACAUAUUAAUUUUAACAAUUUUUUACUGUUAGAAUUCCCAUUCUUUAACUGUUGAAAAGGCAAGUGAUCAAAUUGUAUAUCUUUAUUUGUUUUUAUUUUAUGGAAGAGUCACAUUUAUCAUUAUUCUAUGGGCUAAUUAAUUAAAUAACUUAACCUAUAAAACAUAUUUAGAACCUGAAACAAGAGCUUAUGAAAGUGAGGGCAUCAGCUGAAGAUAUACCACGACAGUUUUCCCAGUAUUUCCAGAGAGCAUGCACUGCUAUUCAGCAUCAUACGGCAGUAUUUGAAUCUCGAUCUUCCAACAUUAUGGGUACAGAUGCUUGUUUUAUGUAGUUACUGUUUUAUAAGACUUAAAUUCUAAAAAGUGCAGUAUUACCUGUUCUUUAAUUUCAAAGUAAAUUAACAGUAAAUAUGAUUUUAACUAGUAGCUUACAAUGUAAAUAUAAUUUUAUUUCCUUUCUAAAAUGACUGGGCCCAAAGUAUUGUUUAUCCUGAUGGAACUUCCAAUUAGCCAUCAUCCCAGGCUUAGUUUUCCCACAAUGCAUUCCUGCUCUAAAUUAUAACUUAGCUCUGCAGCAUGAAGUAGACAUAUGAGGCCAUCCAUUAAUGACAUCACACAAAUUUUUAUUACUUUUUACCCACCCCCCUCCCCCCAAUCGUCACAAAAACGUUAAACAAACCCCCCGCCCCCCCCCCAAUAACCUCAAUAAAUUCCCUAUAAAAAUCCCUCUGUCCACCACUGUCCUUAACAACCCCUUUACCCCCCCCCCCCAAGAUACUGGAUAUUGAAUUACUACAGCUUUGUCAGAAACAUUUCCCUACAACAGCGGUUCUUAAACAGGGAUAAAAGGACCCCCUGUGUUGAGGAAGACCCAGAAAAUAAAUUGCAUUUGAUGCCAUUGCUUGUUGCAAUAAAUCUUUUUUUCUGGUGAAUCUUGAUUGUGCAUUACUUGUAAUUUUUUCAGUGUUUCUAGAAAGUUAAUUAAAUAAAUACAACUAUAAUAACUAAUUUACUUAAUUACUUUUAUUUUAACAAUUUUAAUACAAUAUAUUCUGGAAAUUUUUAAAAAUUGAGAUGGGAUGCAGCACUGCAAAAGCUUUAAAAAUUCCUGCCCUCCCCCGUUAGCCAUUUUUCGUUCCAUGUCUCUUCACGUGAUAGCCCUAAUUCUAUGACUCUCAUCUCCAUAUUUUGACAUAAAUUCUCAAGACUGUCAAAGUCACUGCACUGUGAUUCUCCUCCUCCAUGGCGACCUGUAACUUGAUCAGAUGCCACUUCUCUGACCUUGCAUACCUGUACUGAUUCUCUCAGUGAUUGAAUUUUUAAAAAUUAAUUAAUUAUAAUUUUUUUUUCAAAGAAUAAUGUUAAAAAUAUCUGUAAUUUAGUGUUAUUAAGUGCAAUAUUUUCCAGAAUGUUCUGCUUUUAAUAUGACAUCACAUGGCUAAACACCCCCUCCCCAUUGUCACACAUCAUCACAAAAAAUGUGUGACCCCCCUCCCCCUAGAUGUAUGAUGUCAUUUAUGGAUGGCCCCUAUAACCUAAAUGUUCAAUAUCAAAAAAAUCAUCAUUUCUCAUUGCUUGAAAAGAAAAUUGUGUAACAUUCUAUUUUGCAUUGACUUAUCAAUAGCUUUAGCAGAUCAAGUAGCCCAGCUACAGGGAACUCUAACUGAUGUUACAGAGAGACAUGCAAGGGAAAAGAAGAGAAGACAAGAACUCCAUAAUCAACUGAUGGUUUGUAUCACAUUUCUAACUUAAUAAAACUUGCUAGAAGUUAGAAGAACAUUAACAAAUAGGUCACUGUUUCAAAUUUUUUUCAUUAAAUCAGACAAAGCACACAUCAUCUACUCAAAUAUGAUUGUAAACAUUAUUUUUGCAUAUAAAUGUAAAUGAUGAGUGAAUAAGUAUAAUCAGAUUUAUAAUAUUGAUAAGCUCAUUAUUUUUUAAACAUGUUAAUUUUCAUUUUUAUGGAGUUAUUUGACUUCUUCCUUACUUUUCCACUUAUUUUAUUGUGUUAUGUGAAGAUGCUUAGUCUCUUGCAUGAUUUAUUUUGUAUGUAACUUUAUCGUAACAAAAGGAACUGAGAGGUAAUAUCAGAGUCCAUGGAAGGUUACGUCCACUCAUGGAGUUUGAUGCAGAGAAUGAGGAUAUGAACACAUUGGGACGGUUGGAUAUUUAUACUCUUAUCAUCUGUUUGCAUUGGGUUAAAUUUUUAUUUUAUUAGUAUUAACAGAUAAUUUUAACAGGAAUUCAACUUAUAUAUAAUAUUAAACUUUUGAAGUUUCAAAACAACAGACAUUACAUAUAUUUCCAUUAUUUUAGAUUAUAAAGUAAUGAUUCUCAAUUUUUCUUUUCAGGCCUGGAACUAGGUCAGAAGUGGUUGUACAUUAUGUUGAUGAUGUAAGUGGCUCUCUUCAUUUGUUGAACUUUUUUAAAUUUAUAUUUUUGUGUUUUACAACAGCAACAAUAUGCUAAGAUAAAUUUUGCUUGGUUGUGUACUUAUUUAAAUAUCAUGAUUGUAAAGAAUGAAUGAAAGUAAUUAGACUUGAUUUUAAAAAAAUUGAUAUUCAUUAAUACAAAAAAUAUGUUAAAGCAUGUAUUUCCUAACAGUAACAGCUCAAAUAACUAUGAUCACUAAGUUUUGUGUGCUGACUUUUCAAUAAUCUUUUUCGAAAUCUAGGGAAAAGCAACUUCAAAAAUGCAACUUCGACAAUUUUUUUUUCAUUUCACUAAGAUUUCACUCAUAUAACAUAUAAUAAUAAUAAUAAAAAAUUUUCAGGAAAAUAUUUGUGUUCGGACAAGUAAACACAACAAAAUAUAUGAAUAUGAAAGGUAACUGAGAACCCUAAACUUUUGUUGGUAAAUUUAAUAAUGUAAUUCUGAAAUAUAUAAAUAUUUAAGUUCAACUGCCCUAUAUACACACAAAAUAAAGAAGACAAUUUUAGAACAUGCUGGUUCUUUAGUACUACCUUUUAUAUUUCUAAAUAGGGUCUACAACUCCACUGAAAAACAAGAAUCUGUUUUUGAUGAAGUUCAACCAAUGCUUACAUCUUUAUUGGAUGGGUAAUUUUCCUUGUUUCAUUAAUAGCAUACAAAUCAGUGAGUAGAUUAUGUAAUAUUUAUAAUGUAAAAUUUUAAUUUAUGGUAAUUUACCUUUGUUGUUAAUCUUUAAAUUAUAAUGACAUAUUAUUUAUAAUUUGAUGUGAAAUUACUCUUAGAUACAAUGUCUGCAUUAUGGCCUAUGGACAGACUGGCAGUGGAAAAACUCACACAAUGUUGGGAAGUCAUCGUAACGACGACUACAACCCAAGUCAUGACCCCCAGCCUGAUGAAGGAGUUAUACCAAGGGCAACUCGAGAACUCUUUAGGUUUGUUUCAAGAACUGUCAUAAUAUUUCAAAAUGCUACCCAACACCCAUCGGAAAUGUAAAAUUUAUUGAAGCUAAGAUCCCAAAACACAUGUCACAUCAGUGAUAACUAAUGAUGGAUGGAAAAACUAUUACACAAAAAAUUCUUUUUAUUCUAGUUGGGAAAGACUCAACUAUAUUAUUUAGAUACAUGUUAAAAUUAUAUAAAGUGUUUCUGUCUUACUGCCCCUAAGACCCAGAUGUCAUCUCAAUUGUUUUUUAUGGACAACAUCUAUUUUUGUUUUCAUUUUAUUUCGGUUGCUAUGUAUAUUUUUAUAAAUUUGGCCAUACAAAUUGUCUAAUAAAUUGGCUAUUGUAACUUCUGUUUACAGGUUGAUAGAAGAGAAGCCAUUUGGCACCCAUACCAUAGAGGUCUCAGUUGUGGAAGUCUACAACAAUGAUAUAAGAGAUUUGUUGAGUAGAGACCCUAAUGCAAAACAUGAUGUUGUGACUGGUGGUGAUGGACAACUUAGUAUACCUACAGUCACUUCAAAGUAAUUGUCUUUAAACAAAUAAAAAAUUGGUUUUGCAAAAAUUGUUUUAAGUUAGUCCUAGUAAUAAUGUAAGAAUAUUUAAAAAUAGUUUUCCAAACCCAUAUUGAAGGUUGUGAUAAUAGAUUUUUAAGUAGCCUAGAUUAAUAAUUGGAUAAUAUAGAAAUCGUUUUUUUUUAAAUUAGCUUCCACACUGGCUGGUAAAAAUAUAAAAUGUAAAAUAAUCUAUUAAUUCUAGUGGUACCCUCAUGUUUGAUUAGCUGAACUUAUAUGCCCUUUAUUUCAAACAAUUACAUUAUUUUAAUAUUCAGUUGUAGUUAAAGCCAUUAAAACACUGUUGUAAUGUUUGCUGUUACUGCCCCAAAUGUCUUAAAAUCAAACACUUAAAUCCUUUGCUAAACAUUAAACAUUUUGAGAUUAUCAAUGAACUUUGUGGGUUAUCUACAAACUUUAACUGUGACUAUAAAUUAAAUCCCACUGUAAUGAAAACUUAACAUUUAAAUAUUUUUUUUUCAAUAGACCAGUAGAUAAUGUGGAUGCAGUGAUGAAUCUGGUACAGUAUGGCUUGAAAACCAGAAAAGAGUCAGCCACACUGGUGCAUGAACACUCAAGCCGCUCCCAUCUCAUCGUGACAUUGACUGUUAAUACUAAGGCACCAAGUUUCUUUGCCAAGACUAUGACUACUGAUUCCGAAGGUUUGAAUAGCUUAGCAACAUAAUCUUCUCAAAGGUCAUCAAAUUUUUAGACAGAACGGAUUUAUUAACAAUAACGGCACACUUUUUACUAAUUAAAUAACCCAUUAGUAACUUACAAAAAAUAGUUAUUUUUCAAUAACUAUAACAUUUUAAAAAAUUAAUAGUUUAAUAUGAGCUAUAAUUAUACAUUCAAGUUAGCAUUACAAUAUUUUCAUGUAUAUAAGAUGCAUCUUAUACUAACGUUUACAUACCCCGCACCCAGUUGUGUCUUAUAUAUGGGUAAAUAUAUGCUCAGUGCGACAGAUGCGUCUUAUGUAAUUUAGUUGACAAUUAGUUGACAAAAAUCGUCAAAAUCCGCAUAUACGCAUGUUUCUCAUAAUUAGGUGCAUUUUAUAUCCACGAAAAUACAUUAAUGUAGCUAAAACAAAAGACAUUACUGAGUAACUCAUCAAGUCUCAUUUAAGUAUUCUCAUUGAAGGACUUCGAAUUUAGCUAUAAGUUCUAACAUUUUCAUAUAAAUUAAUCCUUUUUUGAAAAUGGAGAUGAAAAUUCAACAACCUAACUUGACCUGCUGCAUUUCUAAUAUAAAUAACAACAGCUUGCAGAGAACAUCAAAAUAUUUCAUUUUAUAAAUAUUUCAUAUAAUUCCUACCAGCUGGUGCACCUGGAGGUCUUGCUAAAAAAGGCAAAUCUCUAUCUCAGACAUGGACAGCAGAACAACUGCAGCUAGUCAGCGGUGGUCAAACUGCCAACCAGCAGCCAGUCAUUAGAACAAAGCUACAACUAGUUGACCUGGCAGGAAGUGAAUGUGUUGGUCAGUACAACAAUUUCUUUUGAAAAAUGGGUUAAUAAAUAUAUAUNUAUAUAUAUAUAUAUAUAUAUAUAUAUAUAUAUAUAUAUAUAUAUAUAUAAUACACACACAAAAUUCUUGUGUGGUGAACAAAAAGAAAAACAAAAUUAAAGUAAAAAAAAUAAUAAGUUUUAUUAAUUUGCAGUUGAAAUACUUUGAGCAUGUAGAAACAUAAACAUUUGAACAAUUUAAUUUACAGGCAUGUCUGGAGUUAAGGGCGCUGCACUCCGAGAAGCUUCCAACAUUAACAAAAGUUUAUCUGCACUUGCCGAUGUCCUUGGUGCACUUGCUGAGCACCGAACUCAUGUGCCUUAUAGAAACAGCAGAUUGACACAUUUCUUACAGGACUCUAUAGGUAAAGAUGCUGAAAGCUAUUUAAGAUAAUUUGAGCAAGGCACAUUAACUUGAUUUACAAUUUGUGACAUGUAAGUUUGACUUAUAAAAAGUGGGUUAAUUAAGAAUAAACACAUGAGGUAUAUGUUACUAAAGCUUUAAAAAUAGUGAAUAAUUAGUGUUUUAAGUUCAUGCAAAAAAAAUAAUAAUAUUUCAUCUCUUUUUUUGUGACUUGGCUAAAUAAUACAAAUAAAUUUUAAUUUUCAUUUUUUAAUUUACAUUUGAAGCCUUUAACAAUCAGACCAGAAAGUGUUUUCAGGAAACAACAAAUCAUGAUCAGCAGAAGGUUCUGUCUAAUUUAUGCUAAGUUUAAGUUUUUAUUUCCAGGUGGAGAUGCCAAGCUUCUCAUCCUCCUAUGUGUGUCACCUGCACAACGCUACAUCACAGAAUCACUUCAGUGCCUUGGCUUUGGCCAGAGAGCCAGACAGGUCCAGAGAGGCCCCACCAAAAGGCGGUUACCUUCAUCAGCAGAGAAAGUAGCUCCAGAAUCUGGUAGUGGCCAUUCCAGGCCUAGUUCAUCUUCAAGAUAAAUCCUUUGUUGGAUUGGACCAGAAAAAAAUAAUGUAUUACUUUAAGGAUGAAGUCAGAAAUAUUUUUUUAUAUACAGAUAAUAUAUCUGAAUGUUCUUAAUUCUGUGAAAUAAUAAAAUAUAUUGUCAAAAGCAGAAGGUUCUGUCUAAUUUAUGCUAAGUGAAAAUUAAAAAAUCUUAUUAAAGAAAAAGGCCUACAUGCUUUUCAUAAUGUACUUCAGAUGUGCUCAGAUACUUAAAUAGUGAAAAUAAUUUCAAUUUUUUUUUAUAUUCUUGGAAAGAAAAAUGUUAAAUAAAUCCAGUGAUCGUUAGUACCAGAUAUUCAAAUAUUAUGUUGUUUUUUAUAUGGUCACCUGGAUUUUAAGCGCCAUUAAAGUAGUUAUAAAUAGAAACAUCUUUUACCUAGAGAUUUAUUAUUUUAAAUUAUUGGAAAAUAACAUUUUAACUGAACACAUGAGAUGCAUGCAUGCACAAGAAAUAAUGCUUCUUUAUUUACAUUUACUUGUAUACAGUAAGCAUACAAUUACUAGUUUAAUGUGCCUUAAUUUAUUGUCAUUUUAUUUUAAAGCCAAUUUUUCAUAAAAUAAAAGAUGUUACAAGGCAUUUUAGUGUAUAAGGCUGUUUAAUGUUAAAAAAAUGUAUAUGUAUUAUGUCAGGCCUGAGAAGCUGAGAAGGGAAAAGGGUGGCGUGGGUACCGGACAAAGGCUCAAUGAGGCAAAUGAGGAGUUGACUUUGGCAUUUAAUGAUGGUUUAUUUUAAUGCAGGGAAGACAUACUCUGGGAACCAAGCCCGUCAAGGAUACAUCAGGUGAUCACUAAGGGACAGUGUGGGAAAUUGUGACGAUCUGAGGCUGGACUUUGUCAAAUUUCUUCCAUCGUAAACCCGCCCUAGGAAACCCUUGUAAAAUAACACCUUUCCUUCCCCUCAAGAUGCCCCGCCGUCGCUCAGCACUUGCUUUGUGUUGAUAUACCUUUCUAAUUGGAUGAAAUCCGUUUGAUGUAUAUACAUUGAGCACCACGAGUGUUUCACGUAGGAAGUUGUAAAUAUUAUUGUGUAAUAAAUAUUUGUAGUUAAU